UUAAAGAAACAUUAGGAUGCAGCUCUUCCUGUUGACCAGAGAUUCACCAUCACUCCUGAGUCAUGCUGUGUUCCUGUCCCUGACCCUCCAAACCACACUCUUAUUUCUCAUCUCAGGUGUGUGUUUGGGUGGUGAUGUGAUGUUGUCUCUUGGACCUGUGUAUGGAGCAGUAGGAGAAAGUGUUCAGUUCAACACCACCAUCAGAACUGCUGAUAGACCAGUUAGACGUGUCAGAUGGGAAGUUAAUGAAAAACAUGGUAUUACAUCGAUCAGUGGUUCAGUACAACGUGGAGGAAUGCUUUACCAUCACAGGGAUGGACUGGACCAUCACACUGGUUCAUUAGAGCUACAGAAUCUGUCCCUGAGUGACAGUGGAAAUUACACAGUGACGAUAUAUAAAACUGGGGAAGACCAAGAAAUCAAAGGAACAGUUGAGCUGCUUGUUUUUGAGAGAAUAUCUGGAGUUUCCCUCACUGGUCCAGCACAACCCCUAAUAGGAGAUCAAAGUUCUGCUAAUUUAACCUGUGAGGGAACUGGCUCCAUCAUCACCACAGAAUGGAUGAAGGAUGGUCAACCUCUGUCUCCUAGCAACAACAUAAUUUUCUCUGCUGAUCUGAGAUCAGGGCUGCCAUAG
Chanos chanos (milkfish) is the source of this 634-nucleotide messenger RNA. RefSeq names its product carcinoembryonic antigen-related cell adhesion molecule 18. The record is from RefSeq and is a predicted model, not a curated record. The transcript has 4 exons. NCBI's taxonomy places the organism in Eukaryota, Metazoa, Chordata, Actinopteri, Gonorynchiformes, Chanidae. The coding region runs from base 17 to 634 and encodes 205 amino acids.